Molecule: messenger RNA, 1995 nt
Organism: Closterium sp. NIES-65
Lineage: Eukaryota; Viridiplantae; Streptophyta; Zygnematophyceae; Desmidiales; Closteriaceae
Source: the annotation of a GenBank genome assembly
AUGCUUCAGGCAAACCUGUUGUUGAUCCAACAAUUUUUUUGCUCUCACUCUUUCUCUCCACCUUUCCUCCUUCCUCCCGGUUCCCCACAGGGCCUACACUCGUACCUUUCCAAGCACGCCUACGCCAACACCGUCACCAACGACCUCUGGAACUCCCUUGCCGAGGCCUCGGGCAAGCCUGUCCGUGAGAUGAUGGUCAGUUGGACGGCCCAGAUGGGCUAUCCGCUCAUCUCCAUCCUGCCCCCUAGCCCAGGCAAGCAGGGAGUGCGUCUCAGGCAAACCCGGUUCCUCUCCAAGGGACCUCCCAGCGAAGCAGAGGACAAGCAGCUCUGGUGGGUGCCUGUGACUGCAACGACAGGGCGAGUGGGCGGAGGCGAGGGGAAGAAGCUUGAUACGGUGGUUCUGUCGGAGAAGGAAGGGGAGGCGGAGGGGUUUGUGGUGCCAGAAGGGGAGGGCGGAUGGCUGAGGGUGAAUGCGGGGCAGACGGGGAUCUUCCGGGUGAAUUACACAGAGGAGCAGUGGAAGGGGAUUUCGGCUGCUGUGGAGGCGCUGCAGCUGCCUGUUAUCGACCGACUGGGCUCGGCCAUGGACGCAUUUGCACUGGCCAAGGCGGGUACCAUCAAGACCAGCCAGUUGCUGCCACUUUUCAGCCACCUCGCACCCCCCGCUCUUCUCCACACCCCUCCCUGCUCUCGCGUUCCCCUCCCUCGUUUCUAUCCAAUCCACAGGCUCUGUCAUGGACGCAUUUUCCCUGGCCAAGGCGGGCAUCAUCAAGACCAGCCAGGCAGUAUUUCAGCUGUCAUCACGUGCCCUCCUCCCUCUUGUGCUCACUCCCUUCGCUCUUCUCUAUCCCAACUUCCAGGCUCUGUUAUGGACGCCUUUGCCCUGGCAAAAGCGGGCAUAAUCAAGACCAGCCAGGCUCUGCAGCUGGCAUGGGCGUUCAAGAACGAAACGGAAUACACCGUAUGGGCGCAGAUAGCAGGGGACAUUGGCGAGCUGGAGAUCCUGAUUGGCGCGCUGCAGCAGAAGCCUCUCCUGGAGGCGGUGGGCAUGCAGCUCUUUACCCCCAUUGCCGACAAGCUGGGCUGGGAGCCCAAAGCGGGCGAGUCUCACCUGGACUCCAUGCUGCGGCCCCUGGUACUGGGCAAGCUGGGCAGCUACCAGCACGCCCCCACCAUCGCCAAGUGCCAGGAGCUCUUCAAGCAGCUCACCGCUGACGUCUCCUCGGUCAACCCUGACCUGCGUCGGGUGGUCAUGUCUGUGGCGGUGAACUCGGUCAACCCUGACCUGCGUCGGGUGGUCAUGUCUGUGGCGGUGAAGUACGGAGGAAAGGCGGAGAUGGAGGCCAGACCACUCUCUAUCUGCAACUGCUCUCUCCUUCUCCCCCCCCCCUGUCUGUCACCCUUCAGCUCGGUCAACCCUGACCUGCGUCGGGUGGUCAUGUCUGUUGCUGUGAAGUACGGAGGAAAGGCGGAGAUGGAGGCCACUAAGAAGCUCUACAGGGAGGCAACCACGCCUGACUUCAAGAUCCACUGCCUCGUUGCACUCUCCUCUGUGAAAGACCGUGAGCUAUACAAGGACUUCCUGGCGUUCGCCCUUGACGAGACUGAAGUGAAGGCGCAGGACCAAUACAUUGUCUUCAUGACCAUGGCAGGCAACGCAGCCAAUCGCGAGUUCGCCAUUGUCUUCAUGACCAUGGCUGGCAAUGCUGACAACCGCGAGUACGCAUGGGAGUAUUUCAAGGAGCAUUUCGAUGCCAUUCAUGCUCGCUUCGCCUCUGCUGCUGCCUUGUUUGCGCGCAUACCAGCUCUGCCCCUCAAGGGGUUUGCCACUGAGGACAAGGCUCGUGAUGCGGAGGCUUUCUUCGCCGCCCAUCCGGUCCCAGCUGCGGCGAUGGAACUGGAUCGGACACUUGAGACGAUCAGGGCUCGUGCAGCAUGGCUGGCACGAGAUGGGGAUGAUAUCGUUUCUUGGCUCAAAUCCAAGGCAUCUUAG